This is a messenger RNA of Vicugna pacos (alpaca), 7509 nucleotides long. RefSeq names its product glucosaminyl (N-acetyl) transferase 3, mucin type (gene GCNT3). Gene Ontology annotation, cellular component: membrane. The record is from RefSeq and is a predicted model, not a curated record. Lineage: Eukaryota; Metazoa; Chordata; Mammalia; Artiodactyla; Camelidae. Gene Ontology annotation, molecular function: acetylglucosaminyltransferase activity.
UGUUUCUGUGGUUCCUUCUUAAGGGGGAAAAAGCCUUCAGGUUCUAGAAUGAGCAUCGGCAGGUUUUUAUAAAUGGUUUUGUGGCAGGAGAGUUUGGGUACAAACUGGGCGGUCCUGGAUGAAACAGCUGCUUGCCUUCUGAGACAUUGUCAGCGUGGUUUUUUUUUUUUUCUUGCCUCGCUCACCUCCCAGGAUGACUUGUUCUCAAGAAUAUGCCCUGGAUGACAUAGCUGAGCUUGCUUUCUCUUAUCUGAGAGCAGGAAGUCCAAAGGUGAGUGAUGGAGCCUCCUGCUGCUCUUUGCUUUGCAGAAAUUAAGGAGGAGCCUGAUACGGUUUCCUGGACAUGCUGGGAAUAUUAGAAAAUGUACUUUGGAGAGGCUGAAAGAAGACCAGAGAAUAUGGUAUUCACAUUUGCUUCCACGGAAUCCAACCAAUCUUUCUUUGGGAAGAGGAACACAUCGUGGCAAGAGAUCUUCCCUAAACAGGAAAAAAGCUCUUAAAGGAUUUCAUCCUCCUCCUUCCCUGUGCACAAACUCUGCCAAUCUCCCAUUCCAUGAAGAUGACUUGGUGGAAGAAGAAAUUCUGCCGGAGGCAUCAUCUGUGGGCUUUGGGCUGCUAUAUGCUGCUGGCUCUUGUUGCUUUGAGACUUUCUCUCAGACUGAAAUGUGACGUAGUUUCCCUGGAUCUGGAGUCCAGGGACUUGCAAAGCCAGCACUGUAAGGACAUCUUGUACAAGUCCCUGAAACUGCCAGCAAAGAGAUCCAUCAACUGUUCUGGGAUCACCCGAGGGGACCAGGAAGCAGUGAUCAAGGCUCUCCUGGACAACCUGGAGGUCAAGAAGAAGCGGGAGCCUUUCACAGACACUGACUACCUCAACAUGACCAGGGAUUGUGAGCAGUUUAAGGCCAAAAGGAGGUUCAUACGGUUCCCACUGAGCAGAGAAGAAUUAGACUUUCCCAUCGCUUACUCUAUGGUGGUCCAUGAGAAGGUUGAAAACUUUGAAAGGCUGCUGCGAGCUGUGUAUGCCCCUCAGAACAUAUACUGUGUCCACGUGGAUGAGAAGUCCCCAGAAACUUUCAAAGAGGCAGUCAAGUCCAUUAUUUCAUGCUUCCCGAAUGUCUUCAUGGCCAGUAAAUUGGUUCGGGUGGUUUACGCCUCCUGGUCCAGGGUGCAGGCUGACCUGAACUGUAUGGAAGACUUGCUCCGGAGCCCGGUGCCAUGGAAAUACUUACUGAACACCUGCGGGACAGACUUUCCUAUAAAGACCAAUGCCGAGAUGGUCCUGGCCCUCAAGAUGUUGAAUGGGAAGAACAGUAUGGAGUCAGAGAUACCUACUGAGUACAAAAAGACUCGCUGGAAAUAUCACUACGAAGUGACAGACACGUUGCAAGUAACCAACAAGAUGAAGGACCCUCCCCCUGAUAAUUUACCUAUGUUCACAGGGAAUGCCUAUAUUGUGGCUUCUCGAGGCUUUAUCCAACAUGUCUUAGAGAACCCCAAAUCCCAGCGGCUGAUCGAAUGGGCCAAAGACACCUAUAGCCCCGAUGAACACCUCUGGGCUACCCUUCAGCGUGCACCAUGGAUGCCUGGCUCUGUUCCCUUCCACCCCAAGUUUCACAUCUCAGACAUGACGGCCAUCGCCAGGCUGGUCAAGUGGCAAGACCACGAGGGAGACAUCAGUAUGGGGGCACCUUAUGCCCCUUGCUCUGGAAUCCACCAGCGGGCUGUCUGUGUUUAUGGGGCUGGGGACCUGCACUGGAUUCUCCAGAACCAUCACCUCUUGGCUAACAAGUUUGACCCCAAGGUGGAUGAUAAUGUUCUUCAGUGCUUAGAAGAGUAUUUACGCUAUAAGGCCAUCUAUGGGGCUGAACUCUGAGAUACACCUUGAGAGAACUGCUACCCGAGGGGCAGGAACAGAUGUAAACAUGCCCAGGACGUGCUGGGACAUUGUGGGGUGGAGACCGGGGCUCUGGAAUCCGCGGCAUCCCCCGGUGGAAGGGGACUGCUCUUGGAGUGUGGGUGAGUCGGUCUGUUGCCCUGCAGAUGACUGCGCUGGGUGAAUGCUGAUUCUUCGCUCACCCCACUUCCAGUGGCUCCUCCACUGACUUUCUCAGAGUUGAGAAUAAAACCAGCUACUUGGGUGAGUGAGGGAGGGAAGUGUGGCAGGAGACCCUGGAUUUCAGCUGAAUUCCUGGUGUCAGCUUUUCCACUCUUUGGAAAUGCCAUUCCUAGUAAUUCUAGGCUUAGUAGAGGGGAGGGGAUUUUGAUGGAAAGAGAGCCUUCUAUUUUGUACUAUUAACUUAAAAAUAAAUAGCUUCUCAUUCAAAUCCUUACCUGUACUUUUUGUCUAGUAAGCCAGAAGUAAGAUAAAACUGAGACUUUCUCUCAUAACUGUUGGUGACACUUAAGAUCCCUCGAGGCUGGCCAGAGAAUCCCAUUGCUCCAGAAUGAUCAUGGCAGGCUGCAUAAGGGGCAGAUUCAGAAGAACAUGGAGGAACACAGCUGAUUCGUUCAUUACUGAAAUCCAGAUUCAUGACUUUAAGGGGGAAGGUGAGGUGAUUUGACCAGUUUGGCCACCCAUAUCCUUACGGGAAAAUUACAGCACUAAUUUUGCCAGCUUCACAGCCAAAGCUUAAUGUUCCAUAACCAAGAAUACAGUAACCAUUACUAAGGUCACCAUAUAAUUUAUUGUUCAAACUGGAACAGAUUUUAGUUGAGGGGCUGUAGUAUUAAUAAUUACAUUGGGUAACAAGAAUAAACUAGGCCUGGUUAUUCUGUCUUUAUGCCUCUCGAGUCUAGACUCUUAUUUAAGUAUGUGAACGGAAUGGUCAGUGUUCAUGGUGUUGUGGCUUAUACGUUUCCUUGGGGGGAGACAGUUUGUGUGCGUGCGUGCGUGUGUGCUCUCUGCCCCACCCUUCCAUGCACCUGCCCAACAAAUAUUACCGAGUGAACCAGUUUCCUUUCUAAAGCUCCAGAGCUAAUUGUCAGGUAAUUGCAGGCAACUGGCUACUAGUCAUUCUCUUCUGUGGUUGGAAAGAAGUCCUUUAUAAACAGAUGAGCAUAUCUUGUAUAUAGUAGAGCUGGUCUACAUACAGUGUGCUCUGGAAAAGUGAUUCAUAUCCAAAAUAAUUUGUGUAAUUUGAAUGACGUUCCCAAUAAUAUGUCCUGAUGUCAUUAGUGUGUUUCAUUCUGUGAUUCAGUUAAUCAGGUUUUCUCUCAACAAUCCGCUUUCCCUGCAACCCAUGUGCUCUGACUUAGUCGUCACUGUGUCUGACGCCUUGAAUCUUCUAAGUCAGUGAUUGCUCUUUGUCAGGUUGUGCUCCUUUGGUAAUGGGCACUGCCACCACCAACUUCCCUGCACUGGCACACUGAGUCCUCCCCUGCUUGCUGUCAGCCCCACCACGGGGGCGACUAAUGACCAGUGAUACUCUCAGCAGAUGAGCCCUGCAAGGUCCGUUCCCAGCAGUGGCUGUGGACCUCUCUGCCCACUAGCCUCGGUCCUCCUCUGAGGGGGGCUGCCGGGGGCAGAAAAGCUUCUGAGUGCAGGUGUUCUGAGGAAAGAACGUGGGUCUUUGGGUUCAUACUCAACUUUCUCUAUAUGUUUUGUGUGCAGUAAAAGAGAACUUUUUAUAAAAACAAACUAAAAAGAUUAAAAUGUGAAGCUGUCACUUGGGGGAAGAAGUUGCAGGAAUCCCCCAAGCAUUGAAAGUUCCUCUAGAAAUACAUUCGGGUGAGUAGGAAGUACUCUUUGUUUAAUAACAAAUGUAAGGUCUUCGUAUCAGAAGGGUCACAUUUCUCCCCCGUUUGCUUAGUGUAUUUUAGAAACCGUGCGAUUAAACCAACACAUCUGUUGAUUUUUCCUUUCCUCUGCGUCAUAUCAGCUUCUUUAACCUUUUUCUGGAAAGGAAACAUCUUAUUAAUGAAAUGAGCAACUCUGUUUGUAUUACUUCUCAAGGCUUGACUUUCCCCUUUAUUUUUGAUUUGUGGACUAUGGGUGAAUGUUGUUUUAAUAACUAUAUUUUCACAUAUUCUGCCUAUUGUAAUCUUUGCUCUUGAUCGAUUGAAAAUUUAAGACAGAAAUGAAAGGCAGUUAACCUUGUUUAGGAACAGAUGACAUAAUUUAUUCGGGGAGAUCAAUUUUCCGGGUUAAAAAGGGAAAGAAUAAUUAAAUCCAUUACCUGCCUUACGUAUCUGUUCCUUCUCGUUCCCUUUAGUCGAUCGCUCAUCACAAAGCUAAGUGAUGGCCCGCUUCUCUAUGACGCUUGAGUGUAUGACAAGCAACGAAGUAACUCAUUCAUCCAUUCCACAAAUACUGCCUAAGCUGUUAACAUGUCCCAGGAUUGUUCCUGACACUGGGGAUAGUGCAGUCCAUGAGACAGACAGGAAUCCCCACGCUUAUGUUGUUCACAUACUGGUGGGAAAACAGCUCUAAGUAGAUAAGUAAUGCAUAUGCUUGUUAGAAGGAGACAGGUGCUAGAGCGAAAUUGAAGGAAGUGAUGGAGACCUUGGGAGAGUGGGGAGGGGAGGAAAAUUUUAAAUGGUGUGGUCAGGGAGGCCCUUACUGAAAGGGCGACAUUUGAGUGAACAUCUGAAGGAGAUGCAGGAAUGGUCCAGGAGGAUGAAUGGGGGAAGAGCGUUCUAGGUCAGGAGGAGAGAGGUGUAUGGCCCUGAAGCAGGAGCACACCGGCCAUGUGUGAGGAACAGCAAGGAAGCUGGUGUAAAUGGCGCAGAGCAAAGGAGGGAGGAGGAAGGAUGAAGAGUGUGGGGUUGGGGUGAUACUGUGAAGGCCCUGGUGACCCAUUACAUAGGUUUUUGUCUUCCCUGAGUGACACUUUAGGCCACUGGCAGGUUUCGAGCUGAGGACUGACAUGAUCUGAUGAGCAUUUUAAUGCUCCGUUGAGGACAGACUGGGAGGCGAGGGUGAAAGCAGGGAGGCCAGUCAGGAGGUUGUGGUCAUAAUCUCAGCACUGAUGAUAGUGGUGUAAGCCAGGGCAGCAGCAGUAGACAUGGUGAGAGUGGUCCAAUCCUGGAAAUGCUUGGAAGUUUGAGGGUUUGCUGACAGAUUGAGUUUCUUUCUGAGAGCAGUGGAGGAGUCGAGAAUGACUUCAAGGAUUUUGCCCUGAUGAUAAGUUGGACGGACAGAGUUACCAUUAACCAAGACAUGGAAACUGCAAGAGUAGUUUCUUGAGGGGAGGAUUAGGAGUUCGCUUUUGAACAUAGAACACUCGAGGUGCCUGUUAGACAUCUAAGGAGAGAUGCCGAGGAGAUGAAUGUGACAGGAGUCUGGGUUCAGGAGAUAGAUCUGGACUGGAGACACUUACCUGGUGUUCGUCAUUUUGGAGAUUGUGCAAAGCCGGGAAACUGGAUGAGAAUCCCAAUGGAGUGAACACAGAGAAAAGAGGCUCCUAAAUGAGUUUUGGGAGCUCUCCAAAAUGCAGAGGUCACAGAGGUGAGGAGGAACCGACAAGAGAAAGUGGGAAAGGAGUGACUAGCGUAGUAGAAGGAAAACAGUAUGUAGUAUUCUAGAAGCCUAAAGGAGAGUGAUUCGGCAAAGAGGAAGUUGAUGACUAUGGCCAAAACUUGAGAAUCACGUAAGAUGAGGAGGAGGAAGUGAUUAUGGCAUUUAACAAUGUGGAGGUGACCUUGAUAAGAUCAGCUUCUGUGCAGCGUGGAGGUGAGAACACAGCUGGAGGUGGUUCAAAGAGAAUGUGAGAACAAAGCUGGAUUCAACAAGUAUAGACAACUUUUGAGUCUUACGCUCCUUUGCUUGGCUUAAAGCAAAAAUACAGUAAUUGAAGGUUGUUUGUCUUAAAAAUUAGGUUGAUGGCAAGGAUCGAGUCAAGAGGAAAAAGUGAAGGAAUGAGACAGGAUACUUGAAAGAGUGACUCUUGGUGAAGAAGACGUGGUAAUGAUGUAGUUCAUGGGAGAAAGGGCCUGUCUGAUGGAAGUGUGAACGACAGUUUGCCCACAGUAACAGGAGUGAAGGCAGGGUCGGUGGGCUCACAUGCACAUAGAUGGGUCAAUGUGGUGGUUUGUGGAAUUCUAUUUUUCUUUUUUAACUAACAUUUUAUCUUAGGUAUAAUAUCCAUGUAGAAAAGUACAAAAAUCACAAGUAUAUAGCUCAAUAAUUUUUACAAAGUGAACAAACCUGUGUAACUAGAACCCAGAUCAAGAAACAGAGCAUUAGCAGCCACGCAGAGGGCUCCUGUGUUCCUUCCAGAUUACUCCCCGAGCUGCGGUGAAGAUAACCACUGUCCUGACACUGACACUGAGCGGAACCAGCGGGGCCCUCCUGGGUAUAAGCCGUUCCAUGUCCCCGGUUCUUGUUGAUCGAAAAAGCUUUCCUUUCCUAGGCCUUCUUGAAGUUCCCAAAAGCGGACUCAAACAGUUAAUGAUCGGAGAAGUGGAAAAUGCAGGAGCAAAGGAAAGAGCUUGGAAAACAGUCACAGGACUCCUAGUUCAUCCCAAAGGAAUCUAGAUAACAACCUAACACAUAUCUUGGAGUUGUUCUGCAGAAACUGAGACCCCUCCAUUUGGUGCAUCACAAGCUCAUAGACCCCAGACUGGCUGGAACCAGAAGAUUGAUGAUUAAGAUUCCCCAAACCUCACCCUGUUGCCUUUCCACCAGCCAAUCAGGAAGAAUGUCCAUGAGCUGACCAUGCAUCCUGUGACCCCUAAUGUUGCCUUUAAAAAUUUUUACCCAAAAGCCAUUGGGGAGUUUGGGUCUUUUGACCCAAGCAUUAGCUUCCUGUUCUCCUUGCUUGGCACCCUGCAAAUAAAUACUGUACUUGACUUUAUGGCAAUCUGCUGUUAGUAGAUUGGGUUUGCUGCUUACAAAAUGGUGAGUGGUGAGUGGGCCUGAGUUCAGUCCAGUAACUACACCAUAGAUUCUUUUGCCUGUUUUUGAUUUUUUUUUGAAAGUACUGUGUUCCCUUUUGUUUAUGGCUCCUUAAACUCGCCAAUAUGAGUUUCAUCUAGGUUGUGUGUAGGAACAGCACAAUGAUUUUCACUGGUGUGUAAUAUUCCACCUAUGAAGCUACCAUAGUUUACUCAUCCUAUUGCUGAUGAACGUUUGGGUUGUUUUCAGCUUUGAGCCAUUAUGAAUUGUGCUCCUAUGAACCUUCUUGAAAUGUUUUAAAGAGAACAUAUGUAUACCUUUCAAUUGGGUAAAUGUGUAGGAGUGAAGUUGCUGGGCCAUAAUGUAUACACGUUUGCCUUUAGUAAAUACUGUCCUAUAAUUUCUAAAUGAUCUGCCAGUUUAACUCCUGCCAGCAAGGUGUGAGAGUUCCAUGUGCUCCAUUUCCUUGCUGGUAUUAGUAUCUGUGUUUUGUCAUUUUAAUUAUUCUGGUGGCUGUUGGUGGUAUCAGAGUGCUGAUUUAAUCUGUAUUUCCCUAAUGACUGAUGAUGUUAAGUAGCUUUUCAUAUGCUUAUUAGCCAUUUGGAUAUCCUGGAAGUUCUCCUUUUAUUACCUUUAUUUUGUUCAGUGAAAUAAAGAGCAAGAUGAUUUUA